GACUUUCCAAUCUGCUUUUGCUUUUGCAAAAACCAAAAGCCAACCAAAGUUCUACAGCUGCUGCUAGUAGCCUAGUAGUAGCAAACAUAUGCUAGUUCUACCGGUGUAGAAUCAUUGGUUAGCCAGCCAUGAUCGCCGCUGUCCUUCUCGUUCUCGGCUUCAUGCUGUCCUCGACGGCCACCAACGCUGGCGAUCCCCUUGACCAAUUCUGUGGCAUCAGCAGCAAUAACAACACUACCAAGAGCACCGAGCUCCUAUCCCACAUGCUCGUUAAGAACGCCUCAGCCAAUCCAUCCCCCUUCGCCAAGGGCUCCAUUAGCGCAGUCUCGGGUACCAUCUACGGCCUCUUUCUUUGUCGAGGCGAUGUCGGCGCCUUCGACUGCAGCCAAUGCGCCACCAUCGGGUUCCAGGACGCACAACGUCUGUGUGAGUUCACUAAGGAGGCUACCAUCUUCUAUGAUCAGUGCCUCAUCCGCUUCUCCAACAAGGACUUCCUUGAUCAUGUUAGUCCUUUGGUGAGAGAUUAUAUCGUCGUACGCACGACUUCGGAUGCGUUGCCAGGUUUAUUGGAUCCCAACAGGCCCAACAGUGUCACCUUCAUCAACGACAUCAUCAAGGUCCUACUGCAGGAGACGGCUAAGCAAGCCGCAUACAACUCUACAUGGAGGUUCGCGACUGGACGCAUGGAUGUCAACGGCAACUUCGCGCCGCUGUACUCACUGAUGCAGUGCUUGCCCGAUUUGACACCUACUGACUGCUGGGAGUGCCUCAAGAAUAUCAGCGAGAUGGCAAUGAGCCGGCAAGGAAAUCAGGUUCUCACUGUGCCAUGUAAUUUGAGGUACGGCAUGGUUCAGUUUUAUGAAGGCCGACCCAUGUGGCGCAUCGUCAUACCGUCGGCGGAUGCUGUUGUGCCUCCAGAUCAUGUCAUGCCCACCAACCAGAAGCACAAGAGGAGCAUGAGCAAAGUUUUGGUCACCGCCUUGAUUGUACCACCACUUGCAUCAAUCUUUUGCUUCCUCUACUUCAUAUACAGCAGAAAGCACAGGAAAGGUUCACAGAAAAGGGUUAAAAUGAAAGUGAAGGAAGAUGAAGCCCUAGAUUGGGGACUGGAAGGAAGGAGUUCAGAGUUCACGGUUUAUGACUUCUCCCAAGUACUAGAGGCUACAUGUCACUUCUCAGAAGAAAACAAACUUGGGCAAGGUGGCUUUGGUCCUGUAUACAAGGGCCGAUUUCCUGACGGGAUGGAGAUAGCAGUUAAGAGACUUGCUUCGCAUUCAGGGCAAGGCUUCACGGAGUUCAAAAAUGAAAUUCAGCUAAUAGCUAAGCUCCAGCACACAAAUCUGGUUAGGCUCUUAGGAUGCUGCUACCAGGGACAGGAGAAACUACUGAUCUAUGAAUAUUUGCCAAAUAAAAGCUUGGACUUCUUCAUUUUUGGUAAUGAAACCAGAAGAGCUUUGGUAGAUUGGAACAAACGCCUAGUAAUAAUAGAUGGGAUAGCGCAAGGACUUCUGUAUUUACAUAAACACUCUCGAUUGCGUGUCAUCCAUAGAGAUCUCAAAGCAAGCAACAUUCUCUUGGACCAUGAAAUGAACCCAAAAAUUUCAGAUUUUGGGCUUGCAAAAAUAUUUAGCAAAAAUGACACUGAACAGAACACAAAGAGGAUCGUUGGGACAUAUGGUUAUAUGGCUCCAGAGUAUGCUUCAGAAGGCCUCUUCUCAGUCAAAUCUGAUGUAUUCAGCUUUGGUGUGCUAAUUCUUGAGAUUAUCAGCGGACAAAGAACAUCAAGAUUCCAUCGAUAUGGAGACUUCAUCAACCUUCUUGGGCACGCAUGGCAGUUGUGGAAAGAAGAAAGAUGGCUUCAACUCGUGGAUGCAUCGAUUGCCGAGUAUCGUACUCCAGGGAUGAUGAGAUGCAUUAAUAUUGCAUUGUUGUGUGUCCAAGAAAAUGCAGCUAAUCGACCCACCAUGUCAGAUGUGGUUGCCAUGCUAAGUAGUGAAAACGUGACGUUGCCUGAGCCUAAGCACCCGGCAUAUUUCCAUGUAAGGGUGACAGAGGAAGAGGAGUCCACACUUGUCGAGCCAUGUAGUCUCAAUGAUGUCACAAUAUCUGCACAUGAUAUGGAUGGGUUUAUUAGCAUGAAUUAGCACCAAAACAAUCAUGACUAGCAUGUCAUUCUCUACUACAUCAACAAGAGGACAUGCAUCCAUUGUCAUCACCCUUGUUUUUCCAUGAUAAGAAAAUGCAUGGCUGCUGUGCCAUACUCAUGCCUUCCGCCUUGACUGAGGUAUUUAUUGCAUUGUCUGCGGUAAUCCAAGAGCAAAUGAUAGAAAUAUUUCAGAUAUUGUUAUGUUUUGUAAUCAGUUUCUUGUAAUGAUAUGGGGUGUAACAAGCUAACAAUACAAAUACUGCCUGAUUGAAAAAGAUUUGUAUAACCGAUUCUGAAUCGUUGUUGUUC
Molecule: messenger RNA, 2455 nt
Organism: Panicum hallii
Lineage: Eukaryota; Viridiplantae; Streptophyta; Magnoliopsida; Poales; Poaceae
Product: cysteine-rich receptor-like protein kinase 10
Exons: 8
Coding region: 129-2144 (671 amino acids)
Biological process (GO): protein phosphorylation
Molecular function (GO): protein serine/threonine kinase activity; ATP binding
Source: RefSeq, a predicted model, not a curated record